CAUAGAAACGUCAAAAGAGCCAAAUGUAUAGAGUGUCGAACAGAUGUGUUAUAAGUUCACUGAACACGGCAAAUUUUCGCAAAGUGUAUAAUUCAAGGUGUCGAAAAGACAUUAAAGACGCAGAAUUUUAAUUUAAAGCUAUUUCUACACUCGUACAACAACUAUGACCGCAACUGCAGUCGAUCGUGGAGGACAACGGGGCGUGGGCCGUGUGCUUGUUAAGUUGGAAAAUUCAAUUGAGUCGGGCAACUAUUAUGAAGCACAUCAAAUGUACCGUACAUUGUAUUUUCGCUACACCGGUCAACAGAAAUACACCGAUUGCUUGGAGUUAUUGUGGAGCGGUGCAAUGAAGCUUGUUUCCAAGCAGCAGGAGACCAGUGCUGCUGAUUUAGCUCUACUGCUCAUCGACACCUUAGAGAAGCGUGGUAGUGCUGAGUCAGACUCCAAUAGUGACGGUGACUUAUGGAUUGAUCGUUUGGGCACUAUUAUUGGACGGCUUAGCGCUACAACUGUUGAGCGCGAGACUUUGGUAAGUCGUGCAAUCAAAUGGAGUAGCGAUAUGUCCGGCAACUCAUUGGGUCAUCCUAAUAUGCAUAAAGCCAUCGCUCAAGUAUUUUGGGCCGAGGGAAAUUAUGAGCAAGCUCGCCACCACUUUUUACUUAGUCGUGAUGGAAAUCUUUGCGGCCGCAUUUUAAUCAAGAUUCACAAAAACAAAGGCUACGAUAGCGAAUUGGACUUAUUCAUAGUGCAAGCAGUACUACAGCAGCUGUGUUUGAAAGACCGCAAAACUGCUGAAAAUACGUUUACCUCUUUCGUCAUAAAUCAUCCGGAUAUUAGGCGUAAAGAAGCUCCCUUUAAACAACCACUAUUGAAUUUCGUAUUCUUCCUGUUUCGAUGCAUCGAUACAGGACGGAAUGAUGCUUUUCGUACUUUAUGCGAUUUGUAUAAACCCAGUUUGAAUAGGGAUUCAUCAUUUGAGAAGUAUUUGGUAAAAAUAGGAAUACACUUCUUUGGUGUUGCACCACCACCUUCAGCGACCGGUGGUGGUUUAAUGGGUGGCAUGUUCGGCGACUUAUUUACUAGAUUAUUCCAAGGAUUUGACGACGAUGACGAUGAAAGCGAAAAUGGGCAGCAUCCAAGGCCAUGCACGGAUGCACGCAGCCGUAUUGGAGGUGCAGCGAAUGCCACUGAUUUGGACUAGCAUCUAAUGAAUAUUGCCACAUGAUUGGACUUUGGACAGAAGGAUUUAUGUUUUAUUAUGUUUGUGUGAAAAAAUAAGCUUCAAUAAAUAAUACAUUUAACUUUUAUAUGUUAAA
Molecule: messenger RNA, 1316 nt
Organism: Anastrepha obliqua
Lineage: Eukaryota; Metazoa; Arthropoda; Insecta; Diptera; Tephritidae
Product: Golgi to ER traffic protein 4 homolog
Exons: 2
Coding region: 164-1201 (345 amino acids)
Biological process (GO): protein insertion into ER membrane
Cellular component (GO): cytosol; BAT3 complex
Molecular function (GO): protein binding
Source: RefSeq, a predicted model, not a curated record